Dioszegia hungarica is the source of this 1110-nucleotide messenger RNA. Its product is annotated as phosphoribosyltransferase-like protein. Gene Ontology annotation, biological process: purine nucleotide biosynthetic process; 5-phosphoribose 1-diphosphate biosynthetic process; ribonucleoside monophosphate biosynthetic process. Gene Ontology annotation, cellular component: cytoplasm; ribose phosphate diphosphokinase complex. Lineage: Eukaryota; Fungi; Basidiomycota; Tremellomycetes; Tremellales; Bulleribasidiaceae. The coding region runs from base 1 to 1110 and encodes 369 amino acids. The transcript has 8 exons. Gene Ontology annotation, molecular function: magnesium ion binding; ribose phosphate diphosphokinase activity. The record is from RefSeq and is a predicted model, not a curated record.
AUGCACAACACCGGCAAUUCCAUCAAGCUCUUGACGGGCAACAGUCAUCCCAAGCUCGCGGAAGCUGUCGCUGCCAGACUCGGUAUCCAGCUCACUCCCUGCCACGUCUCCAAGUUCCUCUCUCUCGAGACUUCGGUCCAGAUCCACUCGUCCGUCCGAGAUGAGGAUGUCUUCAUUCUCCAGUCGCCGUCACCGCCGGACGUGAAUGAUCAUCUGAUGGAACUGUUGAUCAUGAUCUCAGCAUGUAAGACUGCUUCGGCAAAGCGGAUCACCGCUGUCAUCCCUUGCUACCCUUAUGCUCGGCAAGAUAAGAAGGAUAAGUCAAGGGCUCCAAUCACCGCCAAACUCGUUGCCAAUCUCCUCGCCGUGGCUGGUGCCGACCACGUCAUCACCAUGGACCUCCACGCCUCUCAAAUCCAGGGCUUCUUCGAUAUCCCCGUCGACAACCUCUUUUCCGAACCCUCUCUCAUGUCUUACAUCAAGCAAGAGAUCCCCAAUUGGAAGACGGCCAUUAUGGUCUCCCCCGAUGCGGGUGGUGCGAAGCGCGCCACCGCUCUCGCCGACCAGCUCAACCUCGAUUUCGCCCUGAUCAACCGGAAACGCAGACGGGACAUGACCGCCUCAUUCCACGGCGGCUUCUCCCACAUCCCCACCGUGCCGCCAACACCUACCGGUACCGUCCCCCCCACCCCCUCCGGCUCUGACUCAGGCUCGAACCACGGCGCCCAAGAUCCGGACGAUGAAGAACGGGUCGAGACGAUGGAGCUGCUAGUCGGGGAUGUGAGGGGGAGGGUCGCGAUUUUGGUGGAUGACAUGAUUGAUACGGGACAUACGGUCAGGCUGGCGGCGCAGGUGUUGAGGGAGAAUGGGGCGAGUGAGGUUUAUGCGUUGAUCUCGCAUGGUCUGUUGAGCGAUACUACCAUGGAAAAUCUCAAAGACCUCCCGGUGCAGAAACUGGUGGUCACAAACUCGAUCGACCAGACCGACCGAAUAGCAGCCUGUGACGGGAUGCUCGAGACGAUAGAUAUUGCUCCUGUUAUUGCCGAGAGUAUAAGGCGGACACACAACGGGGAAUCUAUCUCGGCGCUCUUCCGGCCUGAUUACUUCUAG